Melozone crissalis (California towhee) is the source of this 2176-nucleotide messenger RNA. RefSeq names its product ring finger protein 207 (gene RNF207). Gene Ontology annotation, cellular component: perinuclear region of cytoplasm. Lineage: Eukaryota; Metazoa; Chordata; Aves; Passeriformes; Passerellidae. Gene Ontology annotation, biological process: regulation of heart looping; regulation of cardiac muscle contraction. Bases 1 to 1911 code for a protein of 636 amino acids. Gene Ontology annotation, molecular function: Hsp70 protein binding; transmembrane transporter binding; zinc ion binding. The transcript has 17 exons. The record is from RefSeq and is a predicted model, not a curated record.
AUGGCAGGUGGCAUUUUCUCCCCACUGGGCAGCUGCUCGGAGCUGGAGAAGGCCAACUGCCACCCGCUGGUGUGCCUGCUCUGCCACGAGCCCUACCAGCACCCCUGCCUGCUCGACUGCUACCACAACUUCUGUGCCAGCUGCCUGCGAGGCCGUGCCAGCGACGGCCGCCUGCGCUGCCCCCUCUGCGGGCACCCCUCGGUGGUGAGGGGAGGCACGGGGCUGCCCCCCGUGGACCGGCUGCUGCAGUUCCUGGUGGACAGCUCGGCCGACAGCGAGGAGGACGUGCAGUGUGCCAACUGCGACCGCUGCUGCACCAAGGCGGAGCUGGACACCAUGUACUUCUGCAACACCUGUGGGCAGCCCCUCUGUGCCCCAUGCCGUGAGGAGACACACCGUGCCAGGAUGUUCGCCCGCCACGAGAUCGUCUCCCUCUCCAAGCGCACCAAAGACAUCCACAAGAAGUGCCCACUGCACGAGGAGCCCUACAUCAUGUUCUCCACCGAGAAGAAGUCCAUGCUCUGCAUCAACUGCUUCAGGGACAUGCAGGGGGAGAGUCGGGCACACUGCAUCGACAUCGAGACCGCGUACAUGCAGGGCUGCCAGCGCCUGGACCAGGCAGUGAUGGCUGUGAAGGAGCUGCAGACCUCCACGCGUGAGGCCAUCGUCCUGCUCAAGGCCAUGAUCGAGGAGGUUCGGAACAGUGCCAGCGAGGAGGAGGCGGCCAUCAACUCCCUCUUCAGCCGCAUGCAGGAGCAGCUCUCCGAGAGGAAAAAGACGCUCCUGAAAGCUGUGCAGAGCCAGCACGAGGAAAAGGAGAAGGCAUUCAAGGAGCAGCUCGCCCACCUUGCCUCCCUGCUGCCCACUCUGCAGGUCCACCUGGUGACCUGCUCGGCCUUCCUGAGCUCUGCCAACAAAGCUGAAUUCCUGGACCUGGGCUAUCAACUGAUGGAGAGGCUGCAGAGGAUUGUCAAGCUGCCUCACCGCCUGCGGCCGGCCCAGACCAGCAAGAUCAACAGCGAGUACCGGGCAGAGUUUGCCCGCUGCCUGGAGCCCCUCCUGAUGCUCAGCCCCCGCCGCUCCGUGGUGGGCAGCGCUGGUGGCAUCGGACCUGGCAUCACUGGCACCAACAUGCUCCCCGGUGGCCAAUGCUCCAAGACCCUCAUGGUGCCCAGCUGCCCCCCCAGCAGUGACAAAAUGUCCACGGGCCCCAUGGUGAAGAAGCCAACGAUGCACCGGUACAUCAGCACCAAGGUGUUGCUGGCUGAGGGGCGUGAGACCCCCUUUGCUGAGCACUGCCGCAACUACGAGAACACCUACCGGAUGCUGCAGACGGAGAUCCAGGGCCUGAAGGACCAGGUGCAGGAGCUGCACCGUGACCUCACCAAGCACCACUCGCUCAUCAAGUCGGAGAUCAUGAGUGAGAUCCUGCAGAAGUCGCUGCAGAUGGACGUGCAGAUCGCAGCUCACUACUCCGCCGUGGAGAUGAUGCGCAGCGUCUUUGAGGAGGUUUGGGAGGAGACCUAUCAGCGGGUAGCAAAUGAGCAGGAGAUCUAUGAAGCCCAGCUCCAUGACCUGCUGCAGCUGAGGCAGGAGAACAGCUGCCUGAGCACCAUCACCAAGCAGAUCGCGCCCUACGUGCGCUCCAUCGCCAAAGUGAAGGAGCGCCUGGAGCCCAGGCUGCAGGAGCCCCAGGAGCCCAGAGAAGAACAGGCCCAGAUGCUGCUCAAGAUCUGUGACAACAAUGAAGUGGCGCCAAGGGAUGCCUCACCUGGCAGCAACAAGGGGGCUUCACUCACCCCCGGGGUGAAGGACACCCCUGGAGACCCCUCCCCAACAAACAAAGACUGCUGCAGGGGCCAGCAGAAGAGUGGAGCAGAGACUGCUACUCCAAAAGAGCCAGCACCAUAAGCCCAGUGCUGGGCACAUGGCAGAGCACUGGGCACAACCAUGCCCUGGUGAGUGACCAGCUCCUCUUGCCCAGUGCCACAAGUCAGGGCAGGAAACAGCCCGGGCAGCCGUGUCUGCAGCACAUACAAAGGCCUCAGGUGGACUUGCUCCUGAAAAACUCUCCUUGUGCUCUUCCUUGCGUGUGUCAGAGUGAAAUAAAAGGGUGCAGUUGUCCAUGUCUGCGUGGUUCUGCAGUGCUGACAAAGGGAUCUGCUGGCUCAGGGUG